UUCUUCAUCAAUUCUCUCCAUUAUUCUUUCUAUUCUGUUCUUGAGAAAGUGAGGAGUGCGAUGGUGCUGUCCGGAGAAGUUGAGGUCGCCAGAGCAAGCCAUGGUGUUCGCCGGAAGUUUCGCCGUUUUUCCGCCGGAAUCAUCGUUUCACUUCAAA
Molecule: messenger RNA, 157 nt
Organism: Cuscuta campestris
Lineage: Eukaryota; Viridiplantae; Streptophyta; Magnoliopsida; Solanales; Convolvulaceae
Source: the annotation of a GenBank genome assembly